Molecule: messenger RNA, 1189 nt
Organism: Triticum dicoccoides
Lineage: Eukaryota; Viridiplantae; Streptophyta; Magnoliopsida; Poales; Poaceae
Product: actin-related protein 2/3 complex subunit 4-like
Exons: 8
Coding region: 192-701 (169 amino acids)
Biological process (GO): actin filament polymerization; Arp2/3 complex-mediated actin nucleation
Cellular component (GO): Arp2/3 protein complex; actin cytoskeleton
Molecular function (GO): actin filament binding
Source: RefSeq, a predicted model, not a curated record
UACAGUGGACACGGCCCAGGCCCACGAACAGUACCGAAGCACACCUCCACCAGCCAGUCGCCUCCGACGCCGGCGCCUUCCCCUCUCUCCCCCACGAACUCCGGCAACCGGCGGCCACCCCGCGCCCCCGAUCCACCAGAUCCCUUCUCUCCCCCUCGACCGAUCCACGCGGGCGGCGACCCUCCGUAGCCAUGGCCAACACGCUGCGCCUGUACCUCACCUGCAUCCGCAACACUCUGGAGGCGGCCAUGUGCCUGCAGAAUUUCCCUUGCCAAGAGGUCGAGAGGCACAACAAGCCGGAGGUGGAGCUCAAGACUAGCUCUGAACUUCUGCUGAAUCCGGUGCUUAUAUGUCGUAAUGAAGCCGAGAAGUGUUUGGUAGAGACUUCAAUCAAUUCGAUCCGUAUAAGCUUGAAGGUUAAGCAGGCAGAUGAACUGGAAAAUAUUCUUGCAAAGAAGUUUCUUAGGUUUUUGUCGAUGAGGGCAGAGGCAUUCCAAGUGUUGAGGAGAAAACCAGUUCAGGGUUAUGAUAUUAGCUUCCUCAUAACAAACUACCACUGUGAGGACAUGCACAAGCAUAAGCUCAUAGACUUCAUUGUUCAGUUUAUGGAGGACAUUGACAAGGAGAUCAGCGAGCUGAAGCUGUCGGUGAACACACGUGGCCGGCUGGUGGCAACCGAGUUCCUAAAGCAGUUCAUUUGAUCUCGCUAUCCGACUUCUCAUCGCGGAAGGACCAAUUCUCCAUUGGGAGUUUCUCGGCCUCCUCCCUGGAGGUGUUGGCUGCUUUCCUCAGGGUAAUGAGCUUCUGGAGUACUGGUGCACCCGGUCGAUGACAAAUGCAAGGAAUAGUGUGUGUCCUGCUAGGAGCGAUGAGCUGUUAGAAGUGUGGUGCCAGGUUUAACUAUGAAUGUGUAUUCUACUCUACUUAUUGUUUGAUAGAGGACAAUAUAUUACUCCAUCCGUCCCAUAAUAUAGGAACGCUUUUAACACUAGUAUAGUGUCAAAAACGUUCUUAUAUUAUGGGACGGAGGGAGUAGUGUAUUAGACAUAUGGGGGAAAAUGGAGUUCUGCAUUCAUCAAAGUAUAUCCUUUAUGCCCGGAAAUAAUCUUUGGAGGUCCGUCUUCAUCAUUUUAGUUCUGAAUCUUCCUAUGUAUGAACUUUAAUUUGAAGGAAUAUUUGUGCACUUGUA